AUGCAGAGCGUGUCGGUGAUCUCGCAAGCGAUCAACGAGAUCAAGAACAGCAAGAAGUUUGUCCGUUUCCUCGAGGUGGUGCUCAAGAUCGGUAACAUGAUCAACACCGGUUCCGCGCGAGGCGGCGCCUACGGUUUCAAGCUCGACACCCUCACCAAGCUGGGCGACAUGAGGUCGUCCAACAAGGAUCUGCCGACGCUGCUGCACUUCAUCGCCGUCAAGGGCGAGACGGAGUUCCCCGAGGUCAUCGAGAUGGUCAAGGACUUCGAGGCCCUGCCCCUGGCCUGCAAGGAAUCGCUGAGCCAGGUGGUGAGCGAUUUGGCCGCGCUGAACAAGUCAGUCGAGUUUGUGGGCAACCAGGUCAAGACCCCGCCGGAAACGCCCAACAAGUACUACAACGUCAUGUCCGAGUUCUAUAGCAAGGCCUCGCAGCAGGUGAGCAUGCUCGACUCCAAGCUCAAGAAGACCCAGGAGGCCUUCACCAAGACGGCCGAGUACUACGGCGAGCCGCCCAGCACGCCCGCCGAGCAGCUCUUCAACACCGUCUGGGCCGCCGUCCAGGCCCUCGAGAGAGCCAAGGGCGAUAUUGAGAAGAAGAAACAGGCCGAGGCCAAGGCCAAGGAGGCCGAGGAGAGGAGGCAGAAGAUGAGGGAGAAGACGAACGCCGGCAAGCCCGCCACUCCGGGCGCUGGUGGACCCGACAGGAACGUGAUGGACAACCUGAUCGGCCAGAUGCACACGGGCGACGCCUUUGCGGCGAAGCGAGCCGCGACGAGGGCGCCCGGCGGACCCAGGCCCCCGGGUGCCGCUCCGGACGGUGGCCAGCAGAUGGUCGCCAACGAGGCCAUGGCCAUCUUCGCCCGCAUGAAGCAGAAGCGUGAUGGCAACUAA
Molecule: messenger RNA, 891 nt
Organism: Acanthamoeba castellanii str. Neff
Lineage: Eukaryota; Discosea; Longamoebia; Acanthamoebidae
Product: formin domain containing protein
Exons: 5
Coding region: 1-891 (296 amino acids)
Source: RefSeq, a predicted model, not a curated record